Molecule: messenger RNA, 1390 nt
Organism: Cydia amplana
Lineage: Eukaryota; Metazoa; Arthropoda; Insecta; Lepidoptera; Tortricidae
Gene: CPR53
Product: larval cuticle protein A1A-like
Exons: 5
Coding region: 483-1325 (280 amino acids)
Cellular component (GO): chitin-based extracellular matrix
Molecular function (GO): structural constituent of chitin-based larval cuticle
Source: RefSeq, a predicted model, not a curated record
ACUCGAUAAUUGAAAUAAUGUUACAGUUGUCUUCCAAGCGCUCUUGUUAAUAGUUUUGACUGGUAUGUAAUUUACGUUACAACCUAUACAUUUGUAACUCGGAAAUGCCAGUUCGUGAUAACCAUUCAAUGCAAAACAGGGUAUCCGUUGUAGCGCUAAAUUGUAAUAGACCACCGAGGGGUAUUUGUGCAACAUAUGAGUGGAUAAUCCCUGCGUAGGCACUGCAGCUGGUAGCGUUUAUAGUAAUUUUCGGUUAAAAUUGGUAAAUGACUCUGGUUCGUGGUGUACGAACAUCGGCGAACAUUUAAGUACAUCCUAAACAGUUGGUAGGUAAAGAGACGUGUGCGGGGCUCACGUUUGAGUGAUGGCAUAACAAAAAAUAUCGGCACAAAGCAACCCUGCACGUAUAAAUGGAAUAUUUGGAUCCCACGGUUACAGUAGCUAGCUGAGUUCAACGCGAGACGGAUUAGGAGCUCACAGAGAUGAUACGUUUUCUUCCUUGCAUCCUCCUCUGCUGCUCGUUAGCAAGUGGGCAGACACUUUCCUCUCCUCUACCCCUCGGAGUGACCCCCGUGCCAUACGUGCCUCCAGGUCUACCCCCAAUCCCACCGGUGGCCCCAACUAUCUUCCCCUUCGGCCCUACUCCACGACCCUUGGUCCCUGGAGUCGCUGGAUACAACAACCCGUAUUACAACCCUGCCGUGGGGCAGGCUGUGCCUAUUCUGACGUAUAGCAACGAUCAUGGCGCUGAUGGCAGCUAUUCUUACAGUUUUUCCACUGCUGAUGGAAAGCAAGUUCAAGAAACAGGGUACCUGAAAGACGCUUACAUCGACAACGCAGGGGAACCCCAGGGAACGCAGGUAGUGCAGGGCAGCUACGCCUACGUCGCGCCGGACGGCACGCCCAUUCAAGUCAGCUACAUCGCUGAUGAAAAUGGAUUUAGACCUUCAGGGGUUCACAUCCCCGCCGAUGGCAAGGGCGUAUUACCAGCGCCCGUGCUAGACAAGGACGGCAAACCAAUCAUCGACCGAGCUUUCAACAAUCCCUACAGCCCCUUCAACCGCUUUGACGGCCGCUACAGCGGGUACAAUGGGUACAACGGGUACAGCAGAUUGAACAGACCCUAUGACCCGAGGUACCCGUAUGAUGCCCGGUAUCCCCAGAACCCUCGAAAACCCUACGAUCCCAGGUACCCUUAUGAUCCCAGGGCCCCUUACGACCCGGCUACCUACAAUCCUUACAACCCCUACCGUCCCUCUUGGUUGAACAACGUAAACAGCAACAACAAUCAGAAUAAGAAGGAAGACCCAAAAAAGGAGGUAUAAAACGAUUCUAAUAACACAUGAGCUAGAGAUAGGUACCUAUAUUGUGCUAGAUUAAUUAUAAUGAA